Messenger RNA from Medicago truncatula (barrel medic), 686 nucleotides. Its product is annotated as 50S ribosomal protein L20. The transcript has 3 exons. The record is from RefSeq and is a predicted model, not a curated record. Lineage: Eukaryota; Viridiplantae; Streptophyta; Magnoliopsida; Fabales; Fabaceae. Gene Ontology annotation, cellular component: ribosome. The coding region runs from base 156 to 521 and encodes 121 amino acids. Gene Ontology annotation, biological process: translation. Gene Ontology annotation, molecular function: structural constituent of ribosome; rRNA binding.
UAAUAAUAAUAUUUUGACACAUAAAAACCCUAAAAAUCUCAGAAACACAAAUUGGAUUAGAGUCAGCCACUGAACUUAACUGCCGGAAAACGCAACCGGAGUUUGCUCGUCGGCCGUCGGAAAAUCGUUCAGGGUAGAAAGAAGCAGAGAAGAAAAUGAAUAAGGAUAAGAUUUUCAAGUUGGCAAAGGGGUUCAGGGGAAGAGCAAAGAAUUGCAUUAGGAUUGCUAGGGAGAGAGUGGAGAAGGCGUUGCAGUAUUCUUACAGGGAUCGCCGGAACAAAAAGAGGGACAUGCGAUCUCUUUGGAUCCAACGGAUUAAUGCUGGCACCCGCAUUCAUGGUGUCAAUUAUGGGAACUUCAUGCAUGGGCUGUUGAAGGAGAAUAUUCAACUUAACAGAAAGGUUUUAUCAGAGAUAUCUAUGCAUGAACCCUAUAGUUUCAAGUCAUUGGUGGACAUAUCACGAAAUGCAUUUCCUGGAAACAAGAAUGUGGUUGUCCCUCCAAGAAAGGUGUCCUUUUAGAGCAAUUGGCACUUCAGCAAACAUUUAGAGGUAGUUUAUGUCAGAAUGGUUAAUGUAUGUUUCAGGAUUACACUACAAAUAAUGAACAGUUAUGUAUGCCUAUGAUUCAUACUCUUGAGUAGUGCUUCUUAACCACAUGAUUUUCCCUCUCUGGUUUUCCUUUAA